AUGGCCAACUCUCACUGUUUGGUUCCAUUGACCCUUUUAAUGGUUCUCUUCGUACAAGCCUCGUCAGCUGCCAUUGACGCUCAAUGGCAUGAUGCUCAUGCAACCUUCUAUGGUGACAUGGCGGGUGGAGAUACCAUGCAGGGUGCUUGUGGUUAUGGUAAUCUCUUCGAGCAAGGGUAUGGACUUGAAACCACAGCACUAAGCACAGCUCUAUUCAACAAUGGGGGGGCUUGUGGUGCAUGUUUCGAGAUCAAGUGUGUGAACGACCCACAAUGGUGCAUAAAGAAUGCUGGCACAAUCAAAGUAACCGCUACAAAUUUUUGUCCUCCAAAUUAUUCAAAACCUGAAGGAAAUUGGUGCAAUCCUCCACAAAAACACUUUGAUUUGUCCAUGAAAAUGUUCACCACUAUUGCCAUAUACAAAGCUGGGAUAAUCCCAGUUAAAUAUCGUCGAAUUCCAUGCACCAAAAUUGGUGGUGUCAAAUUUGAGAUGAGAGGGAACCCUUAUUGGUUGCUGGUUUUGGUGUACAAUGUUGGCAAUGCUGGUGAAGUCUCUAAGGUUAGCAUCAAAGGGUCUAACACUGAUUGGCUUCCUAUGUCACGCAAUUGGGGACAAAAUUGGCUUACGGGUCAGAAUUUAGUAGGACAAGCCUUGUCAUUUAUGGUUACUACUAGUGAUGGUAAAAUGUUGAAGUUUAAUAAUGUUGCACCUUCUCAGUGGCAAUUAGGACAGACCUACAAGGGCCACAAAAAUUUUUAG
Molecule: messenger RNA, 759 nt
Organism: Abrus precatorius (Indian licorice)
Lineage: Eukaryota; Viridiplantae; Streptophyta; Magnoliopsida; Fabales; Fabaceae
Product: expansin-A23-like
Exons: 2
Coding region: 1-759 (252 amino acids)
Biological process (GO): plant-type cell wall organization
Cellular component (GO): extracellular region
Source: RefSeq, a predicted model, not a curated record